UGAACCUCAUCAUCCUCUAUCAAUCCACCUGAACAUCAUCCUUCCCCACCUACCAGCCAGACUCAACCUCACCCUUCAACCCCACAUCCUCCAUCCCUUGAUUCCAAUCUCCCAUUGCAAUUAGAAAACCACACAGACAAAUCAAACAACCUGCCAGACUAUAACCAUACCAUUGCAACCUGCUCCAAUAGUCUUUUUCCACUAGUCACUCUACUGAGUCUUCACAAUCAAGUAAUUCUGCAACCUUGUCUGUUUUCCUUGAUUACUCCACACUAUCUCUCCCACACCAGAAGUAUGCACUCAGCAUAUCUUCUUACAAGGAACCAAAGACCUAUGAGGAGGCCAUUCUCAGUCCAGAAUGGGACAAUGCAGUUCAAUCUGAGAUCAAAGCACUUAUCUAAAAUCAAACAUGGGAUGUUGACUCACUUCCACCAAAGAAAAAGGCCAUUGGAAACAAAUGGAUCUUUAGGUUAAAAUUCCUCUCUGAUGGUUGUCUUGAAAGAGAAAAAGCCAGACUUGUAGCAAAGGGGUCGAUUAUCAGGAUACUUUUGCCCCUGUCAUUAAAAUGACAACAGUGAGACUCUUCUUGGCCAUUGCAGCAGCUAAGAAUUGGAUUGUUCAACAACUUGAUGUGAACAAUGCAUUUCUUCAUGGAGAUCUCCGUGAAGAAGUUUACAUGAAGCUUCCAAAAGGGUACACCCCACCAUCUGAUAUCCCAAAUCUAGUCUUUCUUCUCAAGAAAUCUCUCUACGGAUUAAAGCAGGCUCCUCAACAGUGGUUUGCUAAGCUUGCUGUCAGCUUACAAUCUCAGGGCUACCAAUCAAGCCAAGUUGAUCACUCCCUUUUCUUCAAGACCACUCCAACAUCAUAUACAUGCAUCCUAAUAUAUGUGGAUGAUCUAAUCAUUGGAGGGUCCGAUCUUGUUGAAAUCACUCACAUCAAGGAUCAUCUUCAUCAUGAUUUUGGUAUCAAGAAUCUUGGCAACCUUAAAUUCUUCCUAGGACUGGAAGUCUCACGGGAUUCAUCUCAAUCAGAGGAAAUAUACACUUGAGAUACUAGAGGAAGCUGGUGUGCUGCUAUCUCACCCUGCAUCCACACCAAUGGAUUACAAAUCUCAUCUUUCUACUGCUCCUGAUCACCCUCUCACUGAUGCUGCAACAUACAGAAAACUAGUGGGGAAACUGAUUUAUCUCACCACAACCAGACCUGACAUCAGCUUCUCCACCUAGCAGCUCAAUCAAUUAUGGCAUCUCCAAAUGAAUCCCAUUACAAAGCCACUCUUCGUGUGCUCAGAUAUCUAAAACCCUCUCCUAACUCUGGCUUAUUCUUCUCCAGCUCAUCAUCACCUCAUCUCAAGGGCUACAGUGAUUUAGACUGGACUGUUUCCCUAGACACAAGGCGCUCAAUCACAGGCUACUGCAUCUAUCUAGGAGAUUCUCUUAUCUCUUGGAAGAUCAAGAAGCAACAUACUGUUUCUCGAUCUUCUUGUGAAGCAGAGUACAGAGCCCUAGCCUACACAUCCUGUGAAGUACAAUGGCUCUUAUUUCAGAGUGCCUCAUCCACAACAUGCUACCAUCUUCUGUGACAAUCAAUCGGCCCUACACAUCGCAAGAAACCCCACAUUUCAUGAACAAACAAAGCAUAUAGAAAUUGAUUGCCACCUGGUUCGGUAGAAGCUACAAUCCAAAGUCAUCAAACUCCUUCAUGUCUCGACCUUUCAUCAACUCGCAGAUCUCUUCACCAAACCUCUUCCUCCAACAACCUUCAGUUUUCUUCUAUCCAAGCUCGGUGUCUAGACUCUCUGGCCACCCGCUUGGUGGGGGGGGGGGGGGGUAACAGCAGAAAUUGAAAAUUUCACAUCCAGCUCUUCUUAGACCAAGCCACCCGUUACGCACACAGUAAGAAGACAACCCACAUGGAGCGACAUCGUACAAGGAGUCAAGCCGACUUUACUUUAAACAACACAGCAGAACAUAUCCCGACAGAAUAGUCCCUUUUGUAUUUUUCCUCUAUUGCAAUUCCUUUUUACAUUUCACUCUUCUGUAAAAGGACAGCCAGCUGAUCCUUAACUUGUAGUGGCAAAACCCACAUAUAUAUUCAUCUUAAUGCAAGAUGCAACCCAGGUUUUAGGGUUUUCCACUCAACACUGUCAAUACGAGCCAAGCUUGAGCUUAGCCUUGUUCAGCUCGCGAGCUAGCUCGACUUUGGCUUGUUGAGCUCAACUCGUGAAUUGGCUCAUUUAGAGCUCAUGAGAUGUCUCAACAUUGUGGUUUGAGGGCCAACUUGAUCACCGACUUAUGGAUGAAUCGAUCUAGUUUGGACUUUCAUAAUUCAUAGGAUUGUUAAAUUAUAUAUCUCACAUCAUGUGAAGUUUAACAUGUUGAACAUGUAAGAAAAUAUGCCUAAUUUUUAAUUCCGUAAAGAAAUUAUGUACAAAAUUAUUUCGAUACUAUGAAAUAACAUGAUUUGAACUAGUUAAAAUUUAUUAACUAAACAAUAUGACACCUACAAAUUAUAAUAUAAGAUUAAUUAAUGUUAACAUUUGAUUAUUUUUUUAAUCGUUACAUCAAUCACAUGUACCAUACACGACAUACAAAAUGAAUGUAUCAAAUACGAUCUAAGAAUUUAGUAAACAAGUCUAACUCGAACUCGGCUCGUUAAUAAAUGGCCCGAGCUCGAGCUCAGCUCAUUUGUUAACGAGUCAAGCUCAAGCUGGGGUAAAACUCGGCUUAGCUCGGCUCAUUGCAUAUUCUAUAAGGGUAAAUUGUAGGUUUGGUCAUUGAGAUUACUAAAACAAAUCACCUUUGGUCACUAAUAAAUAUUUAUUUAUUCAUGGUCACUGAGAUUAGUUAAAUAGUUUACGUUUGGUCACUCUCCGUUCGUAUCCAUCCAACUCUGUUAAUGAAUUCCUUUAAGGGGU
This is a messenger RNA of Linum trigynum, 2920 nucleotides long. The record is from the annotation of a GenBank genome assembly. Lineage: Eukaryota; Viridiplantae; Streptophyta; Magnoliopsida; Malpighiales; Linaceae.